Molecule: messenger RNA, 5526 nt
Organism: Cyclocybe aegerita
Lineage: Eukaryota; Fungi; Basidiomycota; Agaricomycetes; Agaricales; Hemipholiotaceae
Source: the annotation of a GenBank genome assembly
AUGCCAUCAUCGCCAGCCCAACCACCAGCGUCAUCACCAGCUUUGGAAUACAAAAUCUUUGCGGGAAUCACCUACCACCUGGCCUCGUCCCUGCCGCCCACACGUGCGGAGGAGCUGGCAUUCGUGCUAGAUGCGCACGGGGGGCAGGCCGCUGACAAGGACCUGGGGGUGAAUGACCCGAAGCUGACGACGGUCGUGAGCAACUCGGUGCGGUUUGAGGGGUGGGAGGUGAUUGCGGCGCGUAUGGAGGGGCAGGGUGGGGGCGAUGGUGGGAACGGGGAUGGUAAGGUGGUGGAAGUUGUAACGGACAAAUGGGUUGAGAGGAGUAUUGUUCUUGGGAAGCUGCAAUCAGGCAGCCAUUUUUCGGCCGACCCCUCUCUCAUCUUUUCUGGGGUCGUUGCCUGCGCCUCCGACCUACCCGCAGCAGACCUCGAGGUCCUCUCAGCCGGCAUAACUGCCUUGGGGGGCCAAUGGCGUACAGGUCUCACCAAGGACGUUACGCACCUCUUCGCACUCAAUCCUGGGUCCGCGAAGUACGCCACGGCGAUGCACUACCACGAGGAGACUGGCAUCAAGGUUGUCUUGCCACAUUGGUUUGACGACGCCGUCCGUCUGGGCAUGGGUGGGCUUGACACGCGGCCGUAUGAGUGGCCGGAGCCCGCGCUCCUGCGUGGGCCGGCGGCUCCAGGGGGAGAUGCGAAAGAGAAGGCUAAAGGCAAGGAGAAGGACAUCCCGGACGUAGAGAAGGAUGACGUGAAGAGGAACAUGUACGCCACGGCUGCGCUCUUCACGCCGUCUAUGAAUCGCUCCUCGCCACCGACGGAAGCCGACAUUUCUCUUGUCAACAAUGGUGUACCCGGAAAUCCUGAUGGCAGCGUCAACAGUACUCCAGGGCCUUCCAGCAUCAAGGCUGGCAUACAGGUCUGGGCAGGCCGCAAGAUUUUACUCAGCCGUACUCUUCAACUAUAUGGCAACAGGCGUGAGGCCGUCCAAAAGGGCGUCGAACGUGCCGGCGGCAUCGUGCUACGGUUCGAAGGCGAUGAAGAGGAGGACGAGAAUAGCUCAGGCGACUGGAAUGUCAAACUCAGUCGACAGGAGAAGAUUAGGAGGCGGCAUGAGGCAGACCGAGUUGACGAAUGUGACAUUUUCGUCACGAGAUGGAGGUGGGGGAAGGCGUAUGUCCAGGCUGUGAAAGGCGGCAAGACGAUCGGCACGCUCGCGUGGCUCUUCCACGUCCAGUCGACAGGCAUCCUCGCACGUCCGCUGGAUCAGCUAUUGCAUUAUCCGGUUCCGAAGAGGCCCAUUGAAGGGUUCAGCCAUCACACGAUUACGGUCACGAAUUACACCGGCGAGGCGCGCGAAUACCUCAAGAAACUUAUUACAGCUAUGGGCGCAGAAUUUACGCCGAGCAUGUCAGGACAGAAUACGGCUCUCAUCGCGGCCUACAUCAAAGGCACAAAAGCGAAUAAAGCCCUCUCCUGGUCCAUCCCCGUCGUUAACCACACCUGGCUCGAAGAUUGCUUCAUCCAAUGGCGGAAUCUCACCGUCGGGCGCGAGAAGUACAUCGUCUUUCCUGCUGGAGUUGACUUCAGCGAGCUCCUGGGCGAACGUAGUCUGACCGCCGGCGCGUCUUCCGGUGGUGGCGUGGCAAAUCGAAUCGAGCCGGAAGGCGAGGCUCUGGAGGAGUUGAUAGAGGAAGAGGACGAAGAGGACGUCGACGAGGAGGAAGGCGCGUUGAAGGCGCCAAAUGGGACAGAGGGGAGUGCCAAAGAAGUUGCGAGGGGUCUUGUGGACGUAGAUGGAGAUGGCGAUGCGGCCAUGGCAAAACCCAAAUCGAACGGCCGCACUCCGAUCCUGCCUCCCCCAGGCAUGGACAUCGACUUCGCCCCCCCCUCUACCGCACUAGCAGCUGCUGAGAUGGACUGGGAGCAAUCACAUAUGGAGGACAUGGUCCAGGACUACAACCGACAGAUGUCUCUUCCGGUCGGAGACGAGGAAGAGGAACGUCCGAAGUCCAAGGCGACCCCAAAGUCUAAAGCGAAGGCUACCCCGAACGCGAAGACGAAGGAGUCGCCGAGGAAGCCCACGCACCAACCUCCGAAAACCAUGCCUAAAGUGAAGCCGAAACCGAAGGACGAUGUUAUCGAGCUGGAAGAUUCAUCUGAGGACGAAGAGGUGCCGAAGAAGAGAACGAAGGGCAAGGGAAAGAAGGUGUCGGAGGACGAGGAAAGCGACGAGGAGCCGCCCAAGGCCAAGUCGAAAGCUAAGGGGAAGGGCAAGGCUAUCGAGAGCGAGGAAGAGGAUGCAGACGAGGAGCCGAAGUCGAAACGUACCAAACCUUCGCCGAAGUCAAAAUCGAAGUCCAAGGCCGUCGAACUCUCAGACAACGAGGAAGACGAUGAUGCACCGAAGUCCAAGUUCAAGCCUAAGACUAAGACUAAGACUAAGACUGUCGAGAGUGAGGAGGAGGAGGAGGAAGAGGCGCCGAAGAAGACGAAGGGCAAGGGCAAGGCGAAAGUCGUCGACAGUGAUGACGAGGUUGAAGAGCUCGCUGUCAAGUCUCGCUCCAAGCCAACCCCCAAGUCCAAGUCCAAGGCGAAGGCCGCAGAGAGCGAGGACGAGCCUGCAGUCAAGUCGCGUCCGAAGCCCACGCCGAAGGGCAAGUCCAAGGCGAAGGCUGCUUCUGAGUCAGAGUCAGAGGAGGAAGAGCCUGUCGUCUCCAAGACGCGGUCGAAAGUGACGCCGAAGGGCAAAAUGAAGGCAGCUGAGGACUCUGAUGAAGAGGAGGAUGUGCCAGCGCAGUCCAAGUCGCGUCCGAAACCCUCGCCCAAAUCUAAGUCCAACAAGUUCAUCGACGACGCUGCCUAUGGCGAAGACGACGAGGAGGCAGCACCCAAAGCAAAUUCGAAGUCGAAAACCACCUCAACACCCAAGUCCAAGUCCAAGGCGAAAGCCAAAGCACCAACACCGACAUCCUCCACCUCAGAGACCUCAGAGGACGAGGCCCCUGCUCGCAAGCCUGCCAAAGCUGCUGCGAAGGCGUCUGCAUCCAAAUCUGCUCCAGCGAAGGGUAAAGGGAAGAAGACGCUGCCGUCGUCUAGUUCAGAGCCCGAGUCAGCGGUGAUUAUCCCCGCGAAGCAGACGAAGAAGCUCGUGCGGAGAUUUACGGGCGAGCUCGGAGGGGCAAAGAUGAAGGGUGGUGAUGACGAAGCUGAGGCAGAGGAUGCUAAGGCGAAGGCAAAAGAGGCGGGUGGUAGCGGAAUCCUGAGGACGACACGAGGAGACGCACGCACGAGAGUGAGGAAGAAGAAGCCCGUUGUGGAGGUUGAGAGCGAGGAGGAGGAGGAGGAACCGGUCGUGGAGACGAAGGCCAAGGCUGGAGCCAGGGCUGCCAAUAAGGGCAAAGCUAAGGACGCGAAGGGGAAGAAAUCUGUCGCGGUGUCGUCUGACGAGGAUGAGGAAGAGCCAGCGCCUGAGAAGGCGAAGGUGAAGGGCAAGGCGAAGGCUACCGCGGAGAAACCCAAGAGCAAAGCUAGACCCACAACACUUAGCCGCUCACAGCCGCUCCGGGUCUACUCGACGGACGAGGAGGGCUCUGAUGACGAAGACGAGAGGCCCGCUACGAAGAAGGGCAAGAAAGCUGCGCCGACGGAGGAUGAGGAAGACAGCGACAUCUCUUUCCCUGACGCACCUUGGCAGACCGCUAAAGGUGUUAAGGAGAAGGAGACUGUUGGUUCAUCGUCAAAGGACAAGAAGGCGAAGGGAAAGGGCAAGGCUGCUGUCGACGAAGAGGAAGAGCAAGAGCCUGCUCCUGCGAAGAAAACUUCAACCUCAAGGUCGAAGAAGGCUACGAAGGAGACCGUUGCUGCUGCACCGCCUGCAACAGUCUCGACUCCGAAACGCACUGUCUCUGUCCUCAUGCCCACUCUAUCGAUGUCGGGCAAGGAACGAGAGAAGAGGAAGCGGGAUACCGAGGCGUUCCUCGCCGGCCAGCAGGAGCAGGAAGAGAAGGAGCGGGCUGGCAAGAAGACGAAGGUUGCGUCGAAGCCGAAGUCGAAGGGUGCCGAUCCCAAAGCUACUGCGACAGGAGCGAAAGGCAAGGCUUCGGCCGCGAAAGCGAAGAACAAGACAAAAUCACCUACUGAGCCGGAGUCAGAAGAUGAAGAUGAGGAAGCGGAGGUCAGCAUCCUCGUCAGCCCGAACAUUCGCCCGAAGAAUCUAGCGAAGACAGACAGUCUACAUGCCGUCGCUGGCCACGUCGUUUCCAGUUCAGUGGCCAAGGCAGCGGCGAAGGACAAGGAGAAAGCUAGACCCAAUGGCCGAGCUACAAAGGAGAAGGAGGAGACGAGCAUCUCCGUCUCUCGCAAACCCGCCGCCUCCAAACCCAAGUCCAAGUCGAAAGCCGUUCCUAUCGAAACCGAUACUUCUUCUGCGGGUGCAGGAGCCAGCACUGCCGGGCCUUCUGCCUUCGAGACGGAGUCUGUGGUCUCAACUGGCCCUCCUAAACGCAGUGCUGCCGCGAAGGCGACUCAGAAGCUACACGACAAGCUUAUGCCGGACCUUAUCAACUUCGAGGCCCAGAUGAAGAAGAGCCGUGGUCGGAAGAGUGCUGGCGGCGACACGGGGCUUGGGUCCUUCGCAUUCGAAGGCGAUGGGGAUGUGAAGCAGGAGAAGGACAGUGGGAAGCGGAGGAAGUCGGAUGUGGCGGACGCAGAGGAUGAAGAGAAAGUCAGGAAGAAGAGGAGGGUAUCGGAUGAGAAUGAAGAAGUGGAUAAGGAGAAAACGAAAGGGAAGGGAAAGCAGAAGGCGGGGGUUGAUAAGGACGGCGAUGUGGAAAUGGUCAAUGGAGAUGCUGCGAGACCUUCGAAGACGGCGAAGGGCAAGAAGAAAGAGGAGCCUGAGGAGAAUGCGUCAAGUGGAGUCGUACUCUUGACAACCCAAGUGACACUCGGCGAGGACGUAUCAAAAGCUCUAGGAAAACUAGGGGUGAAGAUUACCUCACGUCCAAGCGAAUGUACGCAUCUCCUCGCCCCUCAUCUCGUGCGCACAGAGAAAUUCCUCUGCGCACUCGCGGUUGCCCCACAUGUCCUAACCGGCCAAUGGGCAAUCGCAAGCGCAGCCGCGAGGCAACUCCUACCGGAGAAAGACUUCCUUCUCAAAGAUAAAGCCGGCGAGAACAAAUACGGCGUCGACCUCUCGCUUUCGCUGAAGCGGGCCAAAGCCAAUGCCGGCAAGCUCCUUGAGGGAAAGACGUUCUAUGUCACUCCACGCGUCCAGAUCGACAAGAAGUUGCUCAAGAGUGUCGUCACCGCUUGUGGUGGCCAGGUGUCUACGAACCAACCAACGGCGCGUGUCCUCGCCCCCAGCCCUGAUAAUCGGAUUGUUAUCUCGUGCAAGGAGGAUAUUUCGAUUUGGCGUCCUAUAAGAUCGGCAGGGUACAAGGUGUACACCCAGGAGCUGGUGCUUGCAGGCGUUAUGAAGCAGGAGAUGGAGUGGGAUAGGGAGGAGUUCCUCGUCGAAGGUUGA